ACGCGAGCGAAGCAAUCCGAGCUACUGGUAGUCUGUCAACCACAUAAAUCACUUGCCACCUCCUUAACUUUCUAUUUUACUCAUUGUUUUCCGCCAUCGCUACCAAGUUCGCCAAGUUCAUGCUAGAUAUCGAGGAAUAUUCCCAUGGACGUCGAAGAAGCGUCGAUGUCGGUGGUUUAGCGCUUGCACUAGGAAACCAGGGCUUGGGUCAUGGCUGGGGUGGAUGGGAAGAGGAGGAGCAAGGAGAGACUCGCUAUGCUGAACUACUUAGCGACAUGUACACCCACACCCAGACUACCGUCAACCACCAUGUACAUGACCUUUCUCCAAUCGUGAUACCUCCCCAUACGCGAGCGCACCUAAUCGAAUAUCUUGAUAGUUGGCAUUUUGAGCCGCAUAACCUGCCUGAGGAGGAAGUCUUAUUCUGCGCACAAAUUUUGUUUGAAAGCCUAUUCCGAAUUGAACACAUGCGCGAGGAUAUCGGUGUUUCCCUCGAUGAUAUCUCUAUCUUCUUGAAACACCUGCGGCCCCUAUACUGUGGACAUAACAGUUAUCAUAACUUUCAGCAUGCAUUGGAUGUCUUACAGGCCUCCCAGGCAUUCCUGUGUGCGGCAGGUGUAGUUCCUCCUGCAUCUAUAUUGUUGAAGAGCGACGACUGUACAUGGAGGCCGGACAAACGUGGAAAGGAAGGCCAUCUUGUGUUCGACCUCAACAACACAUGUCUUUUUGCUCUGUUUAUUGCCGCCAUUGGACAUGAUGUGGGUCAUCCUGGGUUGACAAACAUGUUCAUGAAAAAUGCGAAGGCACCAUUAUCUGAUGUAUACGAUAACAAGUCAGCUCUUGAACAGAUGCACUGUGCCCUCCUCAUACAGACAAUGCGGCACCAUGGCCUUGGCAAACUCUUGGAUCGACCAGGCUCCGGUUUCCGAAAAGUGCUUGCCGGCAUCGUACUGGCGACGGAUAUGAAUGUCCACUUUGAUUUCAUAAGAGAUUUCCAAUCGCUUGUGGGCGGCAGAGAAUAUUCCUUGCAUCGGCGCCGAUUACUGCUUUGCCAGGCAAUAAUAAAGUGUGCCGACAUCAGUAAUCCCAGUCGGCCAUCCGGUGUUUCGCAUUACUGGGCGAGUGCGCUGAUGCUCGAAUGGGCCGCACAAGCAUCGCUAGAGAAGCACUGCCAGUUGCCGCCAUCCGUCACGCCUUCCGAAUGCCCACUGGACCAAGUGCGGGGACAAAUAUUUUUUAUCGAUUCAUUUGCAAAACCACUUAUGGAGCUUGUCACAAAAGCUGUUCCUGAAAUGGAGACCUUCGCUCUUCAGUGCGCUGCAAACUUAGCUAUGUGGGUGACCCGCCAAGAGAUCCUAUCCUCCCCAUCUGCGGAACCUUGCCCAUAUCCUCGUAUGGCCAUACCUUCCCCUCGUCCUCCCGAAGACUUCCUCACUUCUUUCCCCCUCACUCUCCCCUCAUUCCUUCUUAGCGCCGAUGCGCCUCCUGCCUCCGGCGAGUGGCAUUCUCCAUAUCCACAUUCGGAUUCCUCGUCAUCAUCAGAUGUCAGUUCGGAUGUUCACGUCGACCGCCCGGUUGCUUUCCCAUCCCUUUCACCCCCUGCAUCCCCCUGUGCCAUCCGUAGGCUCGUCUUACGCCCUUGCUACACGCAGUUCCUCGUCAAGUCUUGCAAGCAACGCUAGCGAUGCUACGCAAGCGAUGCGCGCUGCUUAUU
Suillus paluster is the source of this 1714-nucleotide messenger RNA. RefSeq lists its product as uncharacterized. Gene Ontology annotation, biological process: signal transduction. Lineage: Eukaryota; Fungi; Basidiomycota; Agaricomycetes; Boletales; Suillaceae. Bases 120 to 1682 code for a protein of 520 amino acids. Gene Ontology annotation, molecular function: 3',5'-cyclic-nucleotide phosphodiesterase activity. The record is from RefSeq and is a predicted model, not a curated record. The transcript has 7 exons.